Molecule: messenger RNA, 2915 nt
Organism: Erpetoichthys calabaricus (reedfish)
Lineage: Eukaryota; Metazoa; Chordata; Cladistia; Polypteriformes; Polypteridae
Gene: p2ry4
Product: pyrimidinergic receptor P2Y4
Exons: 2
Coding region: 336-1442 (368 amino acids)
Biological process (GO): G protein-coupled receptor signaling pathway; transepithelial chloride transport
Cellular component (GO): plasma membrane
Molecular function (GO): G protein-coupled UTP receptor activity; G protein-coupled purinergic nucleotide receptor activity
Source: RefSeq, a predicted model, not a curated record
GCCAAAAAGGGGGGAAGGGGAAUACUGAUUAAGGGGGAGGUGGUCGUGGAGAGUGAGUGAGUGAAAUGCACGUAGGAUGUGUUGGGCUUCAGACUUUCUUUUUUCAAUCUGCAAGUGCUCGACUCUAAACCCUGCCCACACAUUUGCUGGCUCCUUGCCUAAUAAGCCCCGUCAGCUGAUACUGUAAAGUCACAGAGUAUAAACUACAAGAAAAUCGGGCUGACCGUAGGGCCAGUAGAGUCCGGGAGUCCGUCGUAAGGUGUCUGCGCCGUUUGGAAUACAAUGGUCCUUAACUUAUAACACAAGAACAAAGAUCAAAGAUACCAAGCCAAGUAAUGGAGACAAGUGGCCUUGAAGAAAUGGCUGCCUUCCUGGAGCUCACCACCUCUACGUGGUCAUUAAAUGGCAGUCUUGAGGAAAAUAAGAGCUGUCGCUUCAAUGAAGAGUUUAAAUAUAUUCUCUUGCCAGUCUCUUAUGGAGUUGUGUGUGUGUUGGGACUUUUGCUGAAUUUUGUGGCGUUGUGGAUGUUCCUCUUCAAGAUGCGACCUUGGAAUGCCAGCACAGUGUAUAUGUUUCACUUGGCUGUUUCUGAUACACUUUAUGUCCUGUCACUACCUACUCUUAUUUAUUAUUAUGCCAAAAGGAAUCACUGGCCAUUUGGAGAAGCAUUAUGCAAGAUUGUGCGCUUCUUAUUCUAUGCUAAUCUGUAUUCCAGCAUCCUUUUCCUUACUUGUAUUAGUGUACAUCGCUAUCUAGGAAUCUGCCAUCCAAUCAGCUCUCGAAAGUGGGUCAAGGUGCGUUACGCUCAUGUGGUCUGCUUCCUCGUCUGGACUGUGGUGGUGAUUUGCCUUAUUCCCAAUUUAGUCUUUGUCACAAUAAGUUCUCGGGACAAUGACACACUAUGCCAUGAUACUACAAAACCAGAGGAUUUUGACCAAUAUGUUUACUAUAGCUCAGCUGUCAUGACUCUUCUCUUUGGAGUUCCAUUUCUGGUUAUUAUGGUUUGUUAUUGCCUAAUGGCACAUGCAUUGUGUCGGCCCCAGAAAAUUGCAUCAUCAAGCACAAUGCGCAAUGGGAAAUUUGGAAACUCUAGAAGAAAAUCAGUCAGGUUGAUUAUAGUUGUGCUGGUGGUGUUUGCUUUAUGCUUUGUGCCUUUUCACAUUACCCGGACCCUCUAUUACACAUUUCGCUUUAUAGAUGCAGAAUGUAAAGUGCUCAAUGUGAUUAACUUUACUUAUAAGAUUACUAGACCCCUUGCAAGUGUAAACAGCUGUAUUGAUCCCAUAUUGUAUUUCAUGGCUGGGGAUCAUUACCGCAAAAAGCUGAUACGGGCCCUAAACAGAGUUCCGAAGAACAAACAUUCCUCCACAGCAACUCUAGUGCCAAAAAAGUUUGAGAACCAUGGACUAUCAACAAUCUAUAAUAACCACAUCAUUAAUUAAGAAAGGAAGAAAUAUAGACAAGCAAUGAACAAUCCUAUUUUAUUGGAAAUGGCACAGAGCUGUUUCAUAAGGUAAUGCCUACACGUUGGAGGACGCAGAAGUGGUAUAGUGCUCCAUUCUGUAUUGCAGCUCUGAGUGUAGCCCACCACAACUGUCCGGGCUUCUCCUGUGCAGUGGAGAGGUGCGAUGGAGCAAGGAAUGCCUUUUAAAAAAGAUAUGGGCCUAAAUGUUUGAAAGUAAUACUUCUCACUAAAGUAACUGGUGCUCAGGAAAAACACCCAUUUAAAGGAGGCAAGGAAGCUCAAGUACAGAUUUGUAAAUGUUGUUUUUAUAAUUUUAUAGCGGAGGCCAGUACGAAUUGUUUUUAUUAGUACUGAAGCCAAUCAGAGUGCUCCUUGCUAAACUGUUCUAUUGAGGUUAGGUUUUUGGGGGCCUGGGAUUUUUAUUUUUUUAUUUUUUUAUUUUAAUGGCUCUCUGCUACCAAGUAUAUUUUAAUGAUUGUCAAGCCCUGGAUACUACUUGAACAUAGGUCCUAAGACACUGAAGAAAUGGAGCAGCAAAUCUUGGACAUGCUUUCCUCCAUUAUGUCUGUUGUAGUAAGUGGUUUUAAAUUAGUCUUAAAGGUAUACAGCACAUAAUUUGACUGAGCACUAUUUACAGAACUCCAGAAUGAGGCAGUUCUGUUUCACUUUAGUCUCAUUGGGAUGAACAACCAAAGGACAACAUGUACUAAGUUAUGCUUGAGGCUACAAAGCAACAGUGUGCUGCUCUGAUCGGAUCAGCUUUUGCACCUGUGGAAUUUAAAAUAUUAAUGUUUAUUAUGGACACUGAAUUUAAUACAAACAUUUAGCCUUAUCCAGUGUGCAAUAUAAAAUCUGUUUUAAUAUCCCAAUUAUAAAACUAGGACUAACCCUUCUGUGUGCCAUUCAUUUAAUUUGUGAAGAACUCUACUCCAAAAUGUGUCUUAAGUGGUGGAAAAAGACUGCUAAUAGCCAAGGUCACCAAGAUCUCAAAUCUUUUGUGAAUUUGCAAAUUUAAGUUAUAGAGUGGUGCAUAAAUAUUACCACAGUAAAUGUAUUAUGGUCAUAUAGUCAAAGGCAGGAGGCCAUUGUGGGUGAAAUAAAUGUGUUGCUGACCCUGGAGGACAGCAACCUUUUCUGUGUUGUUCCCUAUUGGAAGGCGAAAGUAAAUGUUACAUUUGUAAGCCACCCUUUGCAGAUAAUGGAUAUAUCCUCUUAAUCACUUUUAAGGCAUCAUCAGUCCAGCCUCUAAAGCAAUCAUAUUAUGAUACAGCCAUUGGUAUUAUAUUUGUGUUAAAGCAGUGAGAAACUGAAGUUUAAUCCCACUAUGGUUCUUUAGCAUUCUCCAAUCCCUUCUCUGUGUGAAUAUAUUUUGAGAUUUUGUGUACAUUUUAUAAUGAUUACACUAGUCAUUUGAAAAUAACAUUGCAAAAUAUAAAAUGGUUUACCAGUA